Molecule: messenger RNA, 878 nt
Organism: Anoplopoma fimbria (sablefish)
Lineage: Eukaryota; Metazoa; Chordata; Actinopteri; Perciformes; Anoplopomatidae
Gene: thyn1
Product: thymocyte nuclear protein 1
Exons: 9
Coding region: 103-765 (220 amino acids)
Cellular component (GO): nucleus
Source: RefSeq, a predicted model, not a curated record
AGGCGACACGCAUCAGCCGGCUGAUGUCCACCUGAUCUCCAAACCUGUUGGGGUUCACUGUCGCUUUUUAACAACGCAGACGGGAGGAGAAGAUUGUGAGAUAUGCCACCAAAGACGAGGGCCGGAGUGAGUAAAAGAGCUGCGAAUACAGGCAAAGAGGAUGAUGGUGAAACAGUCGGCGGGAAGAGAAAAGCUGCAGCUCCUGUUGAGUCUGGAAAAAAACAGGUGAACUCAGAAGCUCCACGGUACUCUCACUGGCUGAUGAAGUCUGAGCCAGAGAGCCGCUUUGAGAGUGGCAUCGACGGCAAGUUUGGGAUUGAGGAUCUGAAGGCUUUGCCUGAUCAGACUGAUUGCUGGGAUGGCGUCCGUAAUUAUCAGGCACGCAAUUUUAUGAGGCAGAUGAAAGACGGGCAGUUGGCUUUCUUUUACCACAGCAACUGCAAGGAACCGGGGAUAGCGGGUAUCAUGAAAAUUGUGAAAGAAGCUUAUGUGGACCACACUCAGUUUGACAAGAAAGAUAUCCAUUUCGAUGCAAACAGUAAACCAGACAACCCCAAAUGGAGCAUGGUAGAUGUCCAGUAUCAAAGAAUGCUGAAGCGUUUUUUUCCUCUGUCUGAGCUGAAAAAGUACCACCUGCAGCAUCGCGCCAAAGGAGGCCCUCUGAAGGACAUGGCGCUCUUUACGAGUGCCCGGCUCUCAGUGCAACCCCUGACCCCUGAGGAGUUUGACUUUAUCCUGAGUUUGGAAGAUAAAGAGCCUUUGUGAGGAUUUGGACCAGAUGUUUUUUUGUGACACAGUGAAAUCAUGAAGCAGCGACCUUGUUCACACAACUGUAUGGUUCAUUUUGAAAAAAUAUUAAAUGUGCUUUUUUCAAAUAA